AUGGCUUCGCAACCCCACGUUAGGUAUGCGCGUGUCCCUACUUCUGACUCCGACGCUGCGCCCGACUUCGCCGCCUCGAACGCGUCUGCCGCUCCUCAGUCAACCGCGGGAAGAGCGCGAGGCUCCAACGAUGCGGAUAUCCGCUUCGCCGGUCCUGAUAUCCACAGACGCGUCCCGAAACGAUCAGUGCUGCUCGCGCUGUUCCUGCUGUUCCUGGGGUGCGCGUCGCUAGCAACGUUCUACCUCAUGCAGACGGGGCAGGUGGAGGCUGGCGCGCAGCAGAAGUGGACGUGCCUCGCCAUCGCCUUCCUCACGCUCAUGCCCGGCUUUUACGAGAGCCGCAUUGCGUAUUACUCGUGGAGACAAGCCCGGGGAUACUCCUUCUCACAAAUACCUCGCUACUAG
This is a messenger RNA of Closterium sp. Naga37s-1, 405 nucleotides long. The record is from the annotation of a GenBank genome assembly. Lineage: Eukaryota; Viridiplantae; Streptophyta; Zygnematophyceae; Desmidiales; Closteriaceae.